CGUACCUGCUAGCCUGAGGAUUCGGUGCCCUCUUACUCGGGACUCCCUACGUCAUCAUCUGAUGCACCCUCUUCAAGACCAGUGUCGGUGUCCACAAUGACAUCCAUCCAAACUACCGUCGCUCCCAGACAGCGCUCAGCAUCUUCUAGCACCACAUCGACAUCACCAAAAGACCGCGGGAGAUUUUCUAGUAUCUCAUCUCAUACUUCUAACAUGAUGAACACUCCAAUAACUGAUACUGCAUCCGUGCAUGAACGUGCCACGACUGAAUCUGAGGGAAGUUUGCUUGCUUCACCUUCCUCCUUCAACAUGUAUCAACCACUCGCUACACAAUCACGGAGGAAUUCAUCCAUCCUUGAGGCAUUAGGGCCGAUAGAGUCUCCCCCUAUCCCAGCACAGCAGGUUUUGGAGAUGCCCAACUUGCCAACUUCCAGGGUGGAAAGAUUCAGGGAGCAGGAUGUGAUUAAAUCGCGGAGAUCAUCUGUGGCCUCGUUGGUGCAGCCGUUGAGAGCUUCAUCUGCUCUAGCAGAGGAGAGAUCACACCCAAUAGCCCCAGAUCCAGUGCAGGUCCCCUCACCACUCGAUCCUGACCACGUAUGUAGACGUAAACGAACAAGCAUAAUCUAACGAAUUAACUCCGCGACUCCAGAGAAACAGAAUAUCUCGAGAGACACAAGCCAUUUCCCAGCCCGCCAAUUAUCGAAUCGCAGAAGCGCAGCGUCGAUUUUCACGGAGCC
Messenger RNA from Cantharellus anzutake, 737 nucleotides. RefSeq lists its product as uncharacterized. Lineage: Eukaryota; Fungi; Basidiomycota; Agaricomycetes; Cantharellales; Hydnaceae. The record is from RefSeq and is a predicted model, not a curated record. The transcript has 2 exons. The coding region runs from base 97 to 627 and encodes 176 amino acids.